AUGGUGUACCAGACAAUCGCACUCAAUGUCGCUGUAAACUCAUACGACCACGCACUACUUACUCUCUUGGUUUCGAAUCAGUUCGUCGAAAUCAAAGGCAGUGUGUUCAAGAAGUUCGAGAAGGACAAUCUGUUCCAGAUUACUUGCGCGGAUAUCGUCGAGCGCUUCACUCUAUGCCUCAUGCUGAUCAUUGUCGGUUUCCGUAAUCUCAUUGAACUAAGUGGUUCCGAGUUCGACUUCAGUAGUGGUUUCGUAUUACCAAGGAGCUUUGGUUGGUUCCGCGGCAAUAAUGUUCUAUCGACGAUAUCAUAUCCUAUUUUAUCCGUCAUGGCGUCAGAAACAAUAGUCGAUUGGCUCAAACACGCCUUCAUCACCAAGUUUAACCACAUUCGGCCCUCGGUAUAUGAACGGUAUACUGAUGUCCUUUGCCGCGAUUUGGCGAGCGCGAGCGCUGUUAGCCGACUUGGAGUCCGUAAACAUUCAUACGUCGACCAAUCGCCGCUAGUUGCGCGACGCCUUGGGUUCGCCUCCCUCCCGCUCGCUGUCCUCGCCAUCCUCAUCGGGACUCAAUCCGUAACCCUUCUCGUCGCCCUACAAGUGGAUUCUAAUCCUGAAUGGACCUCGUCCAUUCUACCCAACGCUGAUUGGGCGCAUUACGUCAAGUGGGGAGCGCUGGCUGUUCUAUUCUGGCUUUGCUUUGUGGUCAUCAAGUUAAUCAUGGGUGUUAAUCUCGUCAUCUACGCUAUUAAGAGGCGAGCUGGUAUGGAUGCUCGAGAGGCUGAGGACACCGCGAACGACUUUGGACGUCCUCCUAUUGGAGAGGGGAAGGAAGAACAGGCAUAUAAUCGAGAGCUGAAAGGUUUGCUGAACAACAAACGCGAUGAUGCUACCCCUAUCGCAGAAAUCGGUGAAGGGGUUAGAAAUCAAAACGGUGAUGGGGGCGGAAAGGGCAAAGGUCGAGUAAAGCUGGAGGAUCUCACGCGUUUCACGAUGGUGAAGCGAAUAUGGUAG
Molecule: messenger RNA, 1011 nt
Organism: Pleurotus ostreatus (oyster mushroom)
Lineage: Eukaryota; Fungi; Basidiomycota; Agaricomycetes; Agaricales; Pleurotaceae
Exons: 6
Coding region: 1-1011 (336 amino acids)
Biological process (GO): maintenance of protein localization in endoplasmic reticulum
Cellular component (GO): endoplasmic reticulum membrane
Source: RefSeq, a predicted model, not a curated record